UGGUGCUGAGUAUAAAAAGGCUCGAUCUCUCCCAAACAAUCACUUUGGGAAUGAAAAUCUAAAGAUCGCCUUGCUUUUAUUUUAAGGAGGUCAGACUGGAUAAGUGAAACUCUACCUCUCACUGACGCCACUUGCGAGUUAAUCAUCUAACAGCAAGAACAGAAAGGAAACAAAUAUCCUCAUAAAUCUAGUCUGAUAGAUGGUGGAGAAAAACAAAACAAAAAAAGGCGAACAUUCCUAAAGUCACUUCUUUCCACUCUACAAGCGUAUGGACCAGCGCUCAGUGUUGAGAGACGGAAAGGAGUUUAAGGCUGCUCUAGACCGUUCAUUCAUUGGUUCCGUGACAAGCCCCGGCCGGCAAAUUUGGACAGGUCCUUCUCAGACCCACAUCUAGAGGAGACCGCAGCAUCUCCACAACGAGACUCCAGAGAUCGACAGGACUCUGUCAACAAGUCCGUUCUGACCCAACCAUCCCUGAACCUCAACCCCUUCGUCCAGCACAGUCCCGGAGACGACAUCUUCGCCAACGACGACAUCUCCGUCAACGAGGACAUCGAGGCAGAGCCAGCCGCUUCGACAGACCCAUUUGAUAGGCAAACUUUGUUUGAUAUCAUGUCAGGGGGUGCCUUGACAUUAGACAAAUUAUCAGGUGAUGGUACACAGAGUUAUGAAGCCUGGUUAGGUCAUUUCCACGCAUGGUGUAUUUUUUAUGAACUUGUGGAAGCUAAAAUGAAAUAUGCAUUUCCAUUCCAUCUGGAAAAACCUGCUAAAGUAUGGUUUGAUAAUGACUCGGACCAUGAAACAUGGGACGGACUUAAGCAAGCUUUUGUAGCCAGGUUUAAGGCAGAUACCGAAUUGUUAGACGGUUCACUUUUUGAUACGAAACAGGGACAAUCUGAAAAAGUCAUUGACUAUUUGACCAGAUUACAUUAUGUUAUGUCAAACAGAAAACUCUCCGACGAGUUAAAAUUAGCAGUAGCUUUAAGUGGCCUUAAGCCAGAAAUAAAAUCAGUUGUGGCCAAUAAGGAACCAAAAUCUCUAGACGACUUACUUCACAUCUCUAUUCUGGCAGAAAAGACAAUGAUUGUUACCAACAGCUCAGUCAAUGCCGCACAGUCAGAUAUCCCGACAAAACUUCUCUUGGCCAGAAUAACCUCGCUAGAGGGGAUGGUCGAGAAAAGUUUGUGCAUAGCAGAACCUCACCAGCAAUCCCCAAGGCAUUAUCCCAGCCACCUUUUCAAAAACCAUAUACUCCUUAUCAUCCUGAACCCAAAUCUCGCUUUUCGAUGCCAUUUUCACCCCGUCACCACCACCCACACCUUACCCAAACCACAUUUCAACACAGUUAUCGCUACAUGUAUGAUACAUAAUAUGUUUAUCGACCAAGCUUCGGUAAUAUUCCAAGAAAAAUCAACUAGCUUGAACAAAACGAUGCAAGAUAUAAACCAAUUGAUUCCCGACUCAUCCAUGCUAGCAAACAGAACAAAAAACACGAGCACUACUCCCUUUCGUUGGUGACAUCGGUAGAUCCAUAUUUGGUACCGCGACCACAGGAAACGUUCGUACUCUCGCAAGUCAUAUAAACGAAUUGACUAGACAAACAAAUCUUGUCGCACAGAGACUGAAACAACAUGGAAAUCAUUUCUGAUCCUAUAUCAAAACAGUGAAUGAUAAGCUGAAAAACGUUGCAACACAAAUACGGCUAACCGAACAUGAGUUUACCCAAUUAAGAAGUCAAAUGCAUAUGAAUGAAGUUACUAUCUUUAAAGCAUCCACGCACAUUUCGUCAUCAGUUCUCCGCAUUCUAAACCACAAAAUACAUCUUAAUGACCAGUUACAGAACCUCCAAAUAGGUAGUUCACGGCAAACUUGCACCCGUACUAAUUCCAGUUAAUAUUCUUACAGGCACCAUAAACAGCUUACAAACCGUAUUGAACACGAAGUACUCGGGCUAUUCAUUGGUGACAGAAAACCCCACAUUCUACUAUCAACAUGCUGACUUUUUAUACAAUCGGACAGUAGCUAAGCUAUACAUUUCGGUUAGAUUUCUGGUUACGGCUCACAGAUACCCGUUCAAAACUUACCGCAUGCUAUCGUUCCCCGUACAAGUUAAUGACACAACCAAUCACUCCACUCAACUGUUAGAACUACCAGGCUACUUCUUGUUAUCAUACGAGGAAUCCCAUUACACAACAUUGUCGGAAUCGACCAUCACCCAAUGUAAUGGGGAUUCCUUGAAAAUUUGUCAGCAUAGGUCAACAUUAACCCCUCUCGAAAAUACAGAUUGUAUUCCAUCUAUCUUCUAUGACAGGACAGAAAAUGUACAUCAUUAGUGCAAGUUUAGAUAUGUCCCCGACGCAAUACGUCCACAAAUUUAAGAUAUUCUACCAUCAUCAGUAGUGGUAUACAAAACUCCUAAUAUCACCCUGCCAAUGGAACCAGGCAAUUCCAAGGUUGUGAUUAUAGCACGAUACCUGUAAUUCCCUGUAAUUGUGCUAUUAGUACCAAAACGAUAUAUUUCUUGGGAUUACUGACUCAAUGCUCAGAAUCAAUCCACAUUACAAAACAAAUAUUCUUAUACUCAAUUUAUUUUUCUUUCUGUUUUUUUUUUUUUUUCCUUUUUUUUUUUAGAACAAAGAUGUGUAUUUACAAUGAGUGUAGAUUAUCACUAGCUGAUAUGAAGUGAGUUGUUUUUGUCACGCACAAAUCUAUAGCUUUGUACAAAUAAUUGUUUACCUGGUUGAUGGUAUGACGAUGCUGAAGGUCCUAGGAUUGUGAAGGACGUACAAGGUGUAUGCAGUCGUAUUUUUAUUGUACACGACUCCCUUGUGCAUCAGAUCGAGUUGACCUUGGGGCCAAGGUCUUACAACCUGGGAGGGCAUCUAUUACGAUGGAUUUUAUAUUUUUAUUGUGAUUAUUGUAUAGUAACAAUUUUAUGAAGAAUUUAUAUAUAUAAAGAUAUUGUGUUUUUGUGUAAAUCAAGUUUAGCGAACAUGCUAUCGAUACAGUAUAUGGAAUUAUCAAACAAAAACAAUGUCAAUGGCCGUAGGAUUCAUACAGUUGAUAAUCCAGGUUUCGGCUUAAUUGAAAAAUUAAAAAGGCACUCAUUAGGAAAACGAUUGUCAAGGAUUAAGGAAAGUACAUAAUGAAGCCGACUAGUAAUUGUGAAGUCAGCCUAACACCAAGGUCAUGAUGUCCAGAACUUUCGGGCUUUAUACUUUGCUAUAUGUAUUUAUAUGUAAACAGUCACGCUCAACUUGUUCUUACAUAACGAGGUUAAACAAGGACAUAGUGACAUGGUCAGUUAAUUAUGAUCCCGGGCUUAUCACCAAAACAAGGGUACCAAACCGACCCUUGGUGACCAGGAUCACAUGAUGCGAAAUUCUGCAUUUAUUGGUCAAGCAGUUAGACAAAUGACCACCACUGUGAUGCUGAGCAUAAAAGGCUCGAUCUAUCACAAACAUCACUUUGGGAAUGGAAAUCUAAAGAUCGCAUUGCUUUUAUUUUAAGGUAAGAACUUAAGGUUAUAUUGUAUAGUACACCUCUGAAUUGUAAAUGUAAAAACGAUAAUAUAGAAAAAGAAUGUUUUAUGUUCUAUAAGGAAUAAUUAUGAGUAAAAGUUUAUUACUAUAUAUUAAUUAGAAAAUGGUUAACUGUAAAUCAUGAAGUGCAAGAUAGAAAUGAUAAACUUUAUUGUAUAUUGUUUAAAGUAAGUAUUUAGUUUGGUUGUUAAUAAAAUAUUUAAUUAUGUAAAUAAACACUUUUGGGAAUGAAAUUCUAAAGAUCGCCUUGCUUUUAUUUUAAGGAGGUCAGACUGGAUAAGUGAAACUCUACCUCCCACUGACGCCACUUGCGAGUUUAUCAUCUCACAGCGAGAACAGAAAGGAAACAAAUAUCCUCAUAAAUCUAGUCUGAUAGAAACAUGAGUGUUGCCUAAGGAACCCCACGCUAUACUGUACCGAAUAAACAAUCAGUAAUCAGCCAAACUCAAAACGUUGUCAUUUUUAAUUGAUGUUCAACACAAUGCGACUACCAUACUGUCAAGGAAUGAAUGUAGCAUUCUUUGUGUAAACAAAUAUCCAAUAUUUGCGAUUAAACCAUCUCGGAAAAAAGGUUUGGCU
This is a messenger RNA of Mizuhopecten yessoensis (Yesso scallop), 4121 nucleotides long. RefSeq lists its product as uncharacterized. NCBI's taxonomy places the organism in Eukaryota, Metazoa, Mollusca, Bivalvia, Pectinida, Pectinidae. The record is from RefSeq and is a predicted model, not a curated record. The transcript has 2 exons. The coding region runs from base 613 to 1518 and encodes 301 amino acids.